UGUUUGUGUGCGCACCUAAUGUGCAGACUUAUAUGAAGGACACAGCGGUGACAAACAUUAAUAAAAUCUUAAUAUGUCACGCCCCCCUCAGACGCAAUAUUUAGCAAUCCAAAGAAGAGUAUACUCCUGACAUGAGCCAUACUUAGGUGCAGAAAAUGUGUAAUAAAUAGAAUAUCUAAAUAUAUAUAAAGACGGCAAUAGAUUUUAUUUUGCAUCAGAUUUGCUUGUAUUCUGUGUGGCAGGGAACACGUUUUGUUGAGAUUUACAUUCGCACCGGCAUUUUCCCUUUGUGCUGUGUUGUUGCAAUUUCUUUGAGAUAUUGUGUCGAGGAUUGAUAAGACUUCCAAACAAAGUAGCACACAAUGGUGUAUAAUAAUGUAUGCAGAGGGAGCACCAAUCAUGUUUUUCAACAGUUCCAUGCCCUUGCAGGACCGCGUCUUCACUUUUUCAGUGGCAGAAUGCUCGUUAGUGAAGUUACUAAAGGAAGUUAAAUGAUGAGGCAUCUAACCAGGGGUCCUUGGGAUCUCACAACCAGCGGCUGCUGGGCAAAGCUCAAAACAAAGAUAAUGCAAACAUAUGUCCAAUGUUAGUAAUGUUUAAUGGUUAUCUCUUAAAUCACUUAAUUUAUUGAAAACAACUACAAUGAUUGUUGUUUUCUUGAAUUAAAACAUGCAGCAAGAUAGCAGAAAUAAAUAAAAACAAGAACAGAAUACAGCAGCAUAGUCUUUCUUAUGGAAUAAACCAGAGAUCUCAAUCCAAAGUCCAAAUAUCCACAAAGAGGUGAUAAGAGUAAAGACAAAAUCAAAAAAGUAUAACACCAAAUGGAUGGAUGUCAAAAAUAAUUCUACACAGAUGAGAACCUAUCCAAUAAUCCAAAGCAAAGAACCAUAACCCUAUUUAUUAACUCUUGAGUCGGAUCUCCCCAUCGAGUGCUUGCUGAUCCUUUGGUAUUCAGACAGGACAAACUAUUAUUUUCUUACAUAAGAACACAACCUUGUAGUUUUCCUAUUGUUCUUCCUCUCUCCACAAAAAAAAGAAGAAAAACAACAUUUAUUUUCAUCCUUUUCUUAACUUCCUGUUCCUAUGUUCUGAGUCAUAGUGUUCCUAUAAAAAGAGGAUGGAUUGAGCUGGCCAAACCUAACCCUUUUCAAUUUACCAACCAAUGUGUGCAACAUAUGUGGAAGAUGGAUGCAAAAUAAAGUCAACCCCUUUAUUCAAAUAUGGGUUGGUCCACACCAACUAAAAUCCAAAUGGGGAAACUUGUUCCUAAAUUCAAAAUGCUUUUAUAAGCCUUCCAUCAAAGUUUGAAGAAAUUAAAGAAAAUGAUCUACUAUGAUACGAUGCAUUAAUUGACAUCUACUAGGUCAAACCGGGUCUAACCUCUGGGAAAGCAAUUAUAUUGGUCUUAUUACACGGCUCUUCUCAAUGCCGCGGAACGCUCCGUUCACUUGCAUGGGCCCUUCACAACUUCUGGCUGUGAAUUAUAUUUGAUAAUUCACCGUUGCUAAGUAUUAAAUGACUGCUGUCAAGGAAAGUGGAUUAUUUUGCCAUCUUUCGUAUCACUUACUCAACUUUAAUUUUUCCAAGCGCAUGCAUGAAGCAGGCUGCCUAUAGCAGCAUCAUUAAAGUGAUUCUGAAUGUGUCCGACCAAAACAGGAAGGAAACCUCAAACAUUUUGUUAAUUUUAUUAUUCUAUACACUGAACACUAGUACAUUUACGUACUAGGGCACGGGUAGUAGACUUCUCUUCAAUCGUUUAGUCUACUACCUGUGCUUUCUUGGUACUUAACAAGAGCAGAGCCAGAAUGUGGUGUAAAGGGCCGGGACUGGUAGGCAAAUGUUUGUGAUUGGGAGCUCACUCCUUAUUGUAGAUAUUACACCUUAAUACCAUUCAGUUACAGCUAGGCUUUUAUGUUUAGACAAACAGAUUUACUAGGAUUUUUUGCAUCACUUUGACUAUGCAAAAUGGAUUGAAACCACACGCAAGCAGACCUAAACUGAGGCGAAUGACGGGUUUGGGUGACCAGGGACUUUUAAAACAGCUCAACAUAUUUCUCUCUUGGAACAGGGCCAUUGUGAAUUGUUGAUGUAGAGAAUUUACAUGGAUGUCUUGACAAAGGCUGUCUCAUGGGGAUAGACACAUCAGGGUUAAACUUUGCCUUAAACAAAAACGCUUUUACCUUAAGGCACAGAAGCAGGAUUGAAGUGUCUGGGGAAGAUAUGACUAAUUUAGUUGCAAUCCUUCCAACUCCGAUAUAGACAUUCAUACACACCCACACAAUUAUAUCUUCUUACUUCCGCUUGAGGCCUAUGUCCUGCAGCUGAUCUUGGAGUUUUAACAUUAUGCUCAGACGGCAGCCUACCCCGAUUCAUUUUUUGAGGUAAGUUCAUAAAGAAAUUGGGUAACACUAUUAGUUUUAACGCUAUAGUAUCACUUUAAUUUGUGAGCUGUUGAACCAUCGUUAUUUACAAAAAAACAUUCACUGACUGUAUUUUAACAUGAAUGAAUGAAUAAUAAGCAAGGAAUCCAGUUAGAUAAUACACUGUACAGUAUUAGAAAAAAAUAUGAACAAUGAUGGUUGUAAUUUAUUACAAAUGUGUUUGAAUACCAAUAAACAACUUACUAGAUGAGCAUACUAAAUUGUUCAUUAUUUUUGUUGUUAGAUGUUCUACUAUGCUGUGAGUGAGUGAGCUUUACAUAUAUUAAUAAAUAUAAUCUUACAGUUAAUAACACAUUGGUUGCGACCAGGAUCAACAAGGAAAAUCAACAAUGCAAUGACAUAAAUCAGGACAAUUGGGGUGCUUGUCGGAUGUAUGUAAGAUGUAUGCCCUUUUAUUAUUGAUUUGAUUUAAUAUUCAAUGACGGGGAAAAAACUACAGAAGAGUGCAACUUCUAUUGACAUAGUUCCUUCUACCGUUAUUCAUUGAAUAUAUUGACUAGGCAUGUCAAAUGUAAUACCCUAGCAUCAUACAGCAACACUGUUAAUGCAAAGAAUGCACAGUAGUAGGAGUUCAUGUUCAGUUCUUCAAAUUUAUACUUUUUAUAAAAUGUUUACGCACAUAUACUUUUUGCAUCAUGGAACAAAAUGACCAAGAAAAUCAUGUUGAGCAUAGGCCAAAACGUUGUGAAAAUGUUGGUCAGGAGGAAGCUUCUAUAACACUGAUGUAUAUUUGGAACUUCACAAAAUGGCCUCCCGUCCAUCCAAUUGAAACAUGAUCUGCCAGUGCAGCAGAGAAGCUUUAGUUUGAAAUGUAAAUUUCAGAAUUUAUUCAUGGGAAAAAUAAUAAAAUAACAUUAAAUGACUGACAACUGAUGAAAACAAAAAUUCUUCAUGCUAAUACUAACAAGUUCAUUUGAACCCCAAAAUACAUUUCUUAUAAUUUACUAGCAAUUGAAUUCCUUGCUUUUAAAUCAGUCAUACAUGUUGAACAAACAGCUUGUUCAAAGCCUCAUUAACAAUGACAUUAAUUUUAAAGUGUACUUAGAAUGUAAGUAACUAAAGUUCACUGUAUGUACAAUGACUUGACUAUUUUUGAUUCUCCGUAAAAGUACCAGGUUAAUGACAAACCAAAUGGUGUUUACAGGUUCUUCAAGCGGCAUUAAAUAUGAACACUACGACUCCCUUCUACGAAUGGAUUUAUAGCCUCAAUACAGACGACUACAGUGUGGGACCGGUGCACAUGUGUGAAAGAGAGGAUGACAACUCCCUCGGGGCCCAGCUUUCUGUGCUCUACUUCCUCAUGUUUUUCCUCAGUCUGGUUGGGAAUGGUUUGGUGUUGUUAAUUAUCUACCGGUUUGAAAAGUUGACAACCGUGACCAACAUAUUCCUGCUAAACCUGGUGGUGUCUGAUUUAAUUUUCAUGAGCAGUCUUCCCUUCUGGGGCAUCUACCAACAACUCUCCACCUGGGUCUUUGGCACAUCCAUGUGCAAGAUUGUGGGCAGUGCCUACUUCCUGGGCUUCUACAGUUCCAUCCUUUUUCUAACCCUGCUGACCUUUGACCAACACCUUGCAGUUGUUUACUCCCUUGUUGCAUCACGUCUGAGAAGACAGACCUAUGCAAUUGCCUGUUGUACUGGGGUUUGGCUUCUUAGUUGUUUGGCUUGCGUUAAACCAAUUAUUUUGUAUAAUGUCUUCACUGACUUGAACAACAAGCAGUUCUGCGAAGAAUAUCCCAGCAAUGUUAUGGUGAACACCUUUGUUGACAUGUCUUUCUUGAAAGCUUUCUGGAUAUACCUUCAGCUCUUUUUUUUCUUUUUCUUCCCUUUGGCUGCCAUUGUUUACUGCUACAUCAGGGUCACUAUCACUGUAGUAUCAACAAGAAUUAACGCCAAGUUCAGGACAGUGAGGAUGAUUUUUUUCAUUGUUUUGAUAUUCUUUCUGUGUUGGACCCCAUAUAAUGUUGUUUUACUAAUGCACUAUUAUUUUGGUGGGUCCACAUCCUGUGAGAAAAUGCAAAGGCUUGGUUAUGCACUUCAAGUCACACGUAACAUUGCUUAUCUUUACUUUUGUAUUAGUCCCAUCCUUUAUUCAUUUGUUGGCAGAAAGUUCCAGAACCAUUUGAGACAGCUGCUGGCGAAAAGCCUUCCAUGUAUAAAGUAGCAUGCUGCUUUCAGUUAUAUCCAGGGAUUGUGAUUCCUGUCUUGAGAGUGAAUGCAAAUUAUUCUGCAGUAAACAAUGUGUUGGCAAAUAUAUACAUAAAUAAUAAACGAAAUAGUGGAAAAUUAUUAAAGUUUUUUUUAUUAGAUGGGGACACAGCUCUUAUUAUAUUCAUUGGAGAACUCGUUUUCAAAAAGUAUUUUUUCAAAAUAAGUACAGGCUGUGUGUUGCAUUGGAGCAUAUGUCAACAUAGUUGUUUCAGUAUUAUAAAUAUUGAAUUUGUAUUUUGCUGAAGUUACAAGGUUUCAUUCCUGCUGUGUUGUGUCGAAAAACAAAUGACAAGGAUAGCCUCAGUACUUUUGUUGACAUUUUUUAUUGGUCAUCAAAACAUGACAGAUUUCUUCCCUUUGUUAGGAGGAAGUCAACAUAUUCAUGUUCAGUACAUUUCUUAUACUUCCUUAUUUAUGUUCUCAACUUUUCCAUGUUACUUCACAUAUUCUUUGUAAAAGGUGAUUACUCCCAGUUCAACAUAUUGUCAGAUUCUGCAGACCAGAAGUUGUUGUCAGGUCUCCAGUUAUACUCUACUCCAGCGUUGGUUAA
Gadus morhua (Atlantic cod) is the source of this 5199-nucleotide messenger RNA. RefSeq names its product C-C chemokine receptor type 1-like. Lineage: Eukaryota; Metazoa; Chordata; Actinopteri; Gadiformes; Gadidae. Gene Ontology annotation, biological process: positive regulation of cytosolic calcium ion concentration; G protein-coupled receptor signaling pathway; cell chemotaxis. Gene Ontology annotation, molecular function: C-C chemokine receptor activity; C-C chemokine binding. The record is from RefSeq and is a predicted model, not a curated record. Gene Ontology annotation, cellular component: membrane; external side of plasma membrane. The coding region runs from base 3607 to 4602 and encodes 331 amino acids. The transcript has 2 exons.